AGAAUUAACCUCUGCGCUCUCUACCAUUCGGCCUCAGCAUUGUGUGCAUGGUUGAUGCUCUUUGUUUUUUCUUAAAAGACCAAAAAUAUACAUCAAGUGAAUGCCACACAUGUGGGUACUGCUUUUGAUAGCAGCAUUAGUGGUGCUUGUGCUUGUAUUUGUAGCAGUGAAUCAGUAGAUCGAUGAAGGUCAGGUUUGUGGUUGUGGUACUGUUGGUGAUAUGGGCAGUGGUGGGCAUCAAUGGGAAAGAGAAUCCACUACUACAUGAGGAAGGAGCAGCUGCAGCUGGUAAAGAGAGUAGUUCGGAAUCCUGGGCUGAGUGGGCCAAGGAGAAGAUCGCCGAGGGCCUUGGCUUUAACCACGCUGCUAAGCACACCUCCACCUCUGAUGCCGCCAAGAACACCAAAGAUAAAAUCACCCAAGCAACUACUGCUGCAGAAUAUGGUUCAGAUGUAAAGAAGGGGGCAGCAGAGAAAGCUGGAGAGGCAAGAGACAAAGCAAGCGAGGCGGCGGAUGAGGUAAAGCGAAAGGCGUCGCAGAAGACUGAGGAAGCUUACGAGAGGAUGGGACAGGCGAAAGAGAUGGCGGCAGAAAAAGCAAGGCAAGGCAAGGAAGCGGCAAGAGAGGAGGCGAGAGAGAAAGAGGAAAAGGCUGAAGAGAAGUUGAAGUGGGCAAAGGAGAAAGCCAAGGAAGGGUAUGAAGCUGCUAAAGAGAAAGUUGGAGAGGGUUAUGAGUCGGCGAGGGAUACCAUAGCAUCAAACCUUGAAGCAGCUAAGGAGAAGUCGCGGGACAUCAAGGAGGAUAUGACGACGACGACAACAAUGGGAGGUCGUGAUGAGGAGCUAUGAUCAAUUAGCGAGCGGGAGGAAGCAUUAAUUAAAACAGCUAGUUAUAAGCUGCUACCACUUUGUCACUAAAACCGCUGUGUUGUGCAUAGCUAUCACUUUGUCACUUGUUGUGCAUAUACUGUUUUUAAGAUUGAGGUUUGGGUUAUGGGAGUUUACUUUUCGAUAGACAGCGACUACCUACCGACCUUGUUGUUUCCUUUUGUUUUUGUAAGAUUUACAGAACACAGUUGUUUUCAUAAUAUAAUCAAGGUCCUAUACUAUCCAUCACGGUUAAUACAA
This is a messenger RNA of Sesamum indicum (sesame), 1127 nucleotides long. Its product is annotated as Late embryogenesis abundant protein (LEA) family protein. The record is from RefSeq and is a predicted model, not a curated record. Lineage: Eukaryota; Viridiplantae; Streptophyta; Magnoliopsida; Lamiales; Pedaliaceae.